Messenger RNA from Didymodactylos carnosus, 2287 nucleotides. Lineage: Eukaryota; Metazoa; Rotifera; Eurotatoria; Philodinida; Philodinidae. The record is from the annotation of a GenBank genome assembly.
UCAGGCAUGAUUGUAGUCCACAAAUUUCUGAUUAAAAUGAGACAUCUCCCAGCUCUUCGCGACCUUUCUUUACAAAGUUAUCGAAUUUACAAGAAGACCCUAAACGGUCAUUGCCAGCUCAAAGCUACAGAAAUAAGAAGAAAUUAAUUUAGGGCUUUUCGUGUAAAUUCUAUAACUUUGUAAAGAAAGGUCGCGAAGAGCUGGAAGAUGUCUCAUUUUUAAUCAGAAAUUUGCGGACUACAACCAUGCUUCAUUAAGAAAAGUUUUGGUUAUUUUUCGUAGUUUCUGGAAAACUGGUUUUUCAGAAAAUCGGACCUUAAAGAGCCAUGGGCGCGAACCCUUUAGGCUUUUUACUAUCCCGAUACCCUCCGUCGAUCGAGGUAUGGACGAUUGAAAAAGGAGUGUUACAGUAGAAUAGUGUUCCUCGUGAGUUCUCGCCGUAAUCUUACUCUUGAUGCGUGUGUAUUUUAGCGUUGUUCUUUACCUUUCAUACUACGACGUUAAUAAUCGUGACGAUGCUUAUUAUGUUUGCUAUGAAAUUUGACAGUAGAAGGUGAAAACUGCACAAAUAAAAUUUUUUUAUAUAUAUAAUGUAUAAUAUAAUGUAUAUAUAAUUUUUAUGUAUUUAAUGUAACGCAAAGUUAAAGUGUAUGUUGUUUCUGUAAUUAAAGCAAUGUGAGCAAAGAAAAGCAGUUGGCGUCAUGCAUAAGAAACAUAAGAGAAGAAAGCAUGAUUGUAUUGAUUAAACAAAGAAUCUUGACAAAUGAUUCAAAGGUUUCUUGUUCAUAUUUUGCUUGCAGCUAGAGUCAUUGAUGGGGAUAAGUAGCUGUUUAUGCAGAUAGAUUCCAACGGUAUUAUAGAUGAUUUUAUGAUAGUGUCGUUCGCCCGGUGUAAUUUUAAGUUCGGACUGGCUAUUGACACCACUGACGGGUGUCAACUGGAGCUAUUGACACCAUUAAGCGUAGUACUGUGUUAGAAGCUGUCAGUUACACAACUAAGACGCCCACUCUUCAGCGAAUUUUUCAUAAAAUAAAUUUGAAUAUUUUUAGUAGUGUGUGGUGGGCGUGGUGUGUGUAUCAGAGUAAGUUCGAAAUGUAGUAUCACACAAGCGAUAUGUGCGACAUUGUGUGAUCUUGCUUCAGUUUUUCAAGUACUUAUGAGUCAUGUAAUUAAUUUAAGAUGAAGCUAUAUUAAAAGUGUUACGAUGAGUAGUUCCAGUAACACCAGUUGUUUUGUUUAUUUUCUAAAAUUUCCUUUUCUUACCAUCUGAUUUUGAAAAUUCGCGGAAGCGUCAUUCAUGGAACAGACGUGUCACGCUUAUUGACACCUUCUGACAUAGUACUGUGCGUAGAGGUGGGAAUAGCUUUAAUUGACACCAAUUAGACUGAGUUUUGGCACACUGGACAGCUCUAGCUGACACCUGUUAGUGGUGUCAAUAGCUUCUUGGCGACACCAUCUUUUAAGUUACUGCAAGAACCACAAGCAAAAUUUUGUUCUGAAGAGCCAUUUGUAUGAAAGACAACUAACUUACAUAGAAUAAUACCCAAAACGCACAUAUCACUAAUAUGAAUCAAUAAGGAUAGAUUAGACUGCAAACAUUUUCAUAAUAAAUGUCGUAUUUUGAUUCCGUUGUUGAAGGUAUUCAGUUUUCCCGCCUUAUAUGACUAGACACCAGAACAAGUGCAAAUUACGAAACAUCAUUGCAAUCAACAAAAUUAGCAGCAUUAUAAUCAAAAUCACAAUAUGAAGCUAUUUCGGAUGAUGAAGAUAUGGGAUAGAUACCGGUUCGUGCACAAGAUAAACCGCUCUUUCAUUCUCCAGUACCACUCGAAGUGCAUGAUGAGUUAGUAGUCCAUGUACAAGAUGGACUAACCGAACCGUCGCCAUACAAUACGAACCUAUUUCUGAUGAUGAAGAAGACCAAAAUGUCUUUCCACAACAUAAACCUUCGGCAACGCAUAAUGAUUUAGUAACACCUCAACGAACUGUUCGUAUAGAACAACGUCGUUCUCCGGGCAGUCACGAACAAUAUAAUCAACAAAAAAACCGUCGACGUCGAGCCCGCAGAUAUGAACAUGAAGUAAUUCGUUCAAUUUAUCAUAAAUUUAGUGUCACAAAAGUUAAACGUAUAGUUCGAUCCAUAAACAUUCGUUACGUCAAUUUUAAUAUAGUUGGACACACACUAUUCAUUGGCAUGAAAGAUGAACGUAGUCGAGCGCAGUUGGAACAAAUGUUACAUGAUAAUAUCUUUACCGAAUCACACUAUUAUCGUUUAUAUCCGCAAUAA